UAAAUAGCAUCUUGAAAAAUAAUUUUGGAAUGUACUCUCCAAGAAAUGUUGAUUUAUAAGCUAAUAUGUGACAAUUAGACAGGUCAAAAGAUGUCUGGCAGUUUAGGAGUUGUUGCUUUUGAAGCAGAACUGAAUGGAAUUGUACAAGAGUACCUGGAUUUUGUCAGCUAUGAUAGGACCCUUCAAUCAUUCAAGGAUGAAUGCAUGCAAAAUGGGAAGCCUAUUGCUAAGUCAGAUGCCAAGCCAAAGUCGGAUCAGAAACUUCUAGCUUUACAGAAUGAACUAGUCCAAUUAUUCCAAUAUGGAGAAAGAGACAAAUUCUUUAAACUGUGGGAUGAACAUUUAUCGGAAGAACUCCGUAACAGUGAUUCCACUGCACAGAAGUUGGAGUUUUAUUUAAAUAUUUAUUUUGCCAUAUAUCCCUAUAAGAUGGGAAACAGUACCAAGGCGGAUAUUGAGGACUCUAUGGGCUACUUUAAGCAGUAUAUAGAGUCAAGAGGAGCCAAUCUCAGUCAAACUACAGAGUUCUUACCAUUCUAUGCCUUACCCUUUGUGCCUAAUCCACAAAACCAUCCAACCUAUAAAGAACUUUUCUCAGAAGCCUGGGUACCUGAUAUACAGAUCCGAUUGGAAAAGUUCCUAACUCUUGCAUUGCAAUCCACAGCACAGCCACGUCUCUUUGAUCUAUAUAAAGGGACAAAUAAAGAGAUGCAGAAGCAAAUGGCUCAGAUGCAGCAACAGAUUGUAGAUGCAGAAAAGAAGACAAUGACAUAUAUGAAACGAUACAACAGGGUACAGGCUGACUAUCACAACCUUAUUGGUAUAACUGCAGACUUGGUUGAUACUCUUGAAGAAACCGUGAAAGGAAAAGUAGAUCUAUAUAAGGCAGUAACACCAGAGUAUCUACAGGCAAUAUGUCAAAGAUUAUUUAGUAACCAGGUCAGGGCCACUAUGGACUUCACACGUCCUGGAACUGCCGCAGAUGUCCUGCGAGCCUCCAUGGCAACAGCACCAAAGAGGGAGGAACCCACCCCACUUGCCUCCAUUAAUGUUGUCCCCACAUUGGACUAUGAGAGGAUUAAACAAGACCUCAUCAAUGCUGAUGAACGAAGACAGUGUCUCUUAUUACAAGCUUUACGAUGGAAACUCACAAGAUCUGCUCCAGCAGAGAGAGAUGUCAUCAUGCAAGAUUUCAUCAGUAAUGAUAUAAUGGGCUGCGUGAAUGCAAAUCUCUACAGGUUGGAGUUUUUAAAGCUGUUGCAGUCUCCUAACGAAAUAGUUCAACAAUACACAGCCAGACUGAUCAAUGCGUUUGCGUCACUGUGUGAUGGAAGAAGUUAUAUCUCUGAGAGUGCAGACCAUCUUGAGGCUCUUACUGAGAACCUUUGUUCAGAUGAGAAAGACUCCAUAACAAGAGAGAAUGUCCUCGGUGCUCUACAAAAACUCAGUUUAAGGAGAAAUCUUCAAAGCCAGAUGAUAGACAAUGGGAUCAUUCCCUGGUUGGUUUCUGUUUUGGAAGAUAAUGACUCACUGUCAGACUACACCCUGGAGUACUCAGUUGCCUUACUGAUGAACCUCUGUCUCAGGAAUGCAGGCAAGAGAAAGUGUAUACCCAUUGCCCAUCAAGUGUUGAAGGUGCUAAGUGAUCUUAUGGGACAUGAGAACCAAGAGAUCAUACCAUAUGUGAAUGGAGCCCUCUAUAGUAUACUUGCCAUACCCUCAAUCAGAGAGGAAGCCAAAGCUAUGGAUAUGGAAGAUUUGCUGAAGAUGUUCAUAAGAGAUGGCCAGCCAGAUAUGAAUCGUCAGAUAGAAUUCAUCAUAAAGCAGCUUAACUCAGAUGAAGAGCCUGAUGAUGGUGAGUCAGAUGAAGAAGAUGAGGAUGAAGAUGAAGAAGAUCAAGAUGCCAUGGAGGCAGACCUUGACAAGGCAGAGGUGCUAAGACCCCAGCCUGGAGAACUGCUUGGUGAUAAACUUCUCACAACCCAGUACUCUAAUAAACCAUCAACCAAUAAUAAUAACAAUCUACAAAAUGGAGGCAUUCCAAGAAAGAAAAAGUCAUCUCUCCAAGCAGACCAGGACUUGCUCACAAGACCAAUAACUCCGCAAUCCCGUAAAGGUGGUCCAGCCUUACAACCCAAGGAUAUUCCAAAAUCAAGUGGGGACUUCAGUAGAUCAGUAUCCCAGUCAUCAAGGCCUUAUACCAGUGACAGACCUCCAACAAGGAGUGGCAGUCGACCUGGAACACAGGACUCAUUUAGAGAGCCUCCACCCAGAAAGACUGAUGCUAAAGGAUCAGCCACUGUAUCGAAGGCCCUUGGUCAGAAUGUGAAGCUUGCAGAGCCCCAGGCCAACAGUGGAGUGAGACCAUCAAGUAAAGCUAAGGGACCAGGAGGUGAAGAAUACACUGCAGCCUUCAGUGCUAGGCCUAAAGUUCCCAGGACACCUGAUCCCAAUGCUAGACCUGGCAGUAGAGGGACCAUGAGUCCUGCCCCUAAGCCUCAAUAUUCCGAGUCCCUUCCUUCAUCCAGGCCUGGAACAGGACAGAAAGCACACAGUUCCCGAAGUGGAUCAGGAGGUACACCCUCGUUGCGAUCAGGGCCCAGCACACCAAAGAAAUCUAGUUCAAGAACUGGGUCAGGCGGAGCAAAUCAGCAAAGUAACCGUCCAACAUCGAGAAAUUAAUCAUUUACAGUACUAUAUCUGUAUAAUGCAGUGUCUGUAUGUAGUGUCCGGAUCAAAUACAUACCAGGAAUCACAUAAUUGGAUUUACUUCAAUUCUCUAAAGGCAUCCUUACCAGUCAGUUAUAUGGAUUACUUCUUAUAGACUUACCAACUUCCCAUAUUUCUGUAUGUAGGAUCAAUGUGCCCUUAACUCUGAAAACCAAGUGGCAAAAUAUGUCAUUAAUAUGGCUUUCAAUCAACCAUAUUCAUCAUUUCCCAGUUUUUGGAUCUACUAAUUUGGGAAAAUAGCAGAUAUUUUGGAUGUACUCCUUGAACUAGAUAUUUCACAUUUUGGAUUUACUCAACCAAGCAAUUUGGUCGGCUAUUUCUUUCAUUGAUGGAUAUGCUCAACUCAAUAUUUUUUCAGGUUUUCAACAUAUCAGAUUUACACAAAUUAGUCGAUAUUUUGGAUAUACAUGUACAUAAUGGAAUUCCUUUGUGAGGUUAUUUGGAUAUACUCAACUCAAUUUCUUGGAUUUACUCAACUUAAUUUCUUGGAUAUACUCAACUUAAUUUCUUGGAUAUAAUCAACUUAAUUUCUUUGAUAUACUCAACUUAAUUUC
This is a messenger RNA of Owenia fusiformis, 3284 nucleotides long. The record is from the annotation of a GenBank genome assembly. Lineage: Eukaryota; Metazoa; Annelida; Polychaeta; Sabellida; Oweniidae.